GCGUGCAAAGAAAGAAAAAUUUUUUCUUUUUCAUAUUUCCAUUCUUAGAUAUUAAUUAAGGCAAAUAAUGGCUUCAAUAUUAAGAAGUGGGAAAUUGUUGAGACAUUUUGCUGGAGUUACAAGAAAUUUGAUAGUAAAUACUGUACGUGAUACAGAAAGCAGUACAUUUUUGCAAAAACUACCAUGCAUGUUGCAAUACCAGCAGGGCUUUGCUAACGGUGUUAGCGAUAAUGUCAAAACAGACUUAACUUUAGACGAUCAAUUACGUCGUUUAGAUAAGGACUUAAGACGUAUGGGUCGAAUAUCCCGACAGGAUUUAGAAGAUGUUCUUGAAGAGAUACGUGCCCAUCGCUCAGCAACAAGUUCUCAAUCUUUGAUGGUCAUUAGAUGUUGUGGCAAUUUGGUGCCCGAAGAAAUGCCUGAAGUACGUACGGCUUUAGUGCAGGAAAUAUGGAAAACAUUCAAUUCGAUUAAUGUACCAAUGGAUAUAUCACAUUAUAACGCUUUAUUGCGUGUGUACCUGGAGAAUGAACAUCAAUUUUCGCCUACCGACUUUUUAGCAGAACUUGAAUCGAAAUCACUUGAACCAAAUCGGGUUACGUAUCAACGUUUAGUUGCACGUUAUUGUCAGCAAGGGGAUAUUGAUGGCGCUACUAGGAUACUGGAAUUUAUGAGAGCCAAGAAUUUGCCUGUAAACGAAGCAGUGUUCAAUUCUUUAAUAUUGGGCCAUUCUCAAGCCAAUGACAUGGAAUCCGCUAAAGGUAUUUUAGGUGUUAUGAAACAAGCUGGUUUGGAGCUUGGCGCCGAAACUUAUUCUACGUUGAUGUGUUGUUAUGCUAAACACGGUGAUCUUGAGUCUAUACAGUCCUGUUUAGCUGAAUGUGAGAAGAAGGAAAUUUUAUUAAUUGAUAAAGAUAUGCUGGACAUUAUUUAUCAUUUAACGGUGAAUGGCCACGGUGACAAAAUUGAUAUUUUACUGUCAAAAUUUCAUCGUUCAAUGGGCUUCAAUCAAGAAUGUGUAAACGUCAUAUUACGUUUAGUUAACAAAGGUUAUGAGGAUGUGUGUUUAAAGCUAUUGAAAAUCAUGCCACGUGGCAAUAGGCCAAAUGGACAACCAGUGGAUGUUGGGUCCUUUUUUAUACGUCAAAUGGUAAAAGCAAACCGGCCGAUUGAGAAAGUUUUAAAUGUUUGUAAUCUUCUAAAGGAAGAAGAUUUAAAUACCAAGGGCUUACUAAUUGCAGCUGAGGCCGGCUUAAUGAAUGGUGCGGCAAACAAUGCUUUACUUUUAUUACAAGAAAUGAAAAAAUCUGGUUUCCCAAUACGGCAGCAUUACUUUUGGCCUUUAAUAUGUUCGUCAAAGCCAAAUGAAAUGGUGAAUAUAUUACAUAAGAUGCAAACCGAGUUUAAUCUGACGCUAAAUGGUGAAACGCUUAGAGAUUAUGUUAUACCAACACUUAAGGAAGAGAAUUGGGACAAAGUUAUGUCUUUUUUGCGCGAAGCUGACAUACCAACGGGUACCGCAGCCGCAGCGGCCAGCUUUGUUGCCCUCACUAACUUUCAGAUUGAAAAGGCUGCCAACAUAAUGCAAUCUCAUCAAUCCAUGUACAACGGUCAAUUAUUCAGGGGUCCUUUGUUGAAGGCAUUUGCAAAAACUGAGAACUACGAUGCUUUUGUUCGUUGCCUUAGGCAAUUGUAUGAAAGUGAACAAAGACGAGCAAAUUCUACCAGCGCAUCUUCGCCGUCGAAUAAAGAAGCAAUUGCAGUUACAGAGAAAGCGGAGGAUUUGAAAGAAUCUGAACAAAAUUUAGCUGGAGAAUCGGGAGAAUCUGAGCUCAGUGGAGAAACGUUUUACACUUCGGAGGUCGUCGGUGACCUUAUUCUAGAUGUUGUUUCUUAUUAUCGUUCGAAAAGCGUUGGAAUUUUGGAAAACUUAUUACCUAAAUUGGUGGAAGAAGGUUUUACUAUUAGCAAUGGCUAUGCAGCCCGUUUAUCGGAAAAACUCGGAUCUAAUAUGAACCCUAGUAUCUCCCAGUUGUUAGCAAAACUCAGCUCCGGAGAAUUGGAAAUGAAGCCUUUAAGUAAUACCCAAAAAAAGCGAUCUGUGGAUACUCUAUCGGUUGAAGAACUUGAACGUUUCAUAGCUAACGUAGAGGCCAAGGGAGAAAAUUCGCAAAAUUUAAAACGUCUUCUGCUAAAUGCUUGUUUUCGUUCUAAAAAUAUAGAAAAAACUUUAGAAGUUAUAAAAAGCCUUGAGAAUGAAAACUUCCAGAUUGGUUCUGGUAUUUAUGCUCAACUAAUUGACUUAUAUGUGUAUCACGACCGCGUCGAAGAUGCCUUAGAUGUUUAUCAAAAAGUUAAAGCUAAAGAACCCAAUUUCCUGCUAGAUAAUCUUAAGACUGUGAGUGUAGCUGAAUUGUUAUUAAAACAGGAUCGUUUUGAAGAUGCGUUAAAUUUCCUGGAAAAAAAUAAGAAGGAAAUGUUAAAUGACGUGGACACAAAUUAUAAUUAUUCGUCUAGACUUUGGCGAAUUUUAAAUGCUUUGGCUGAUUCUGCUAAUGUUGAAAGAUUGCAAAAAGUUUUUGAUACUUUGCUUGGAGGCAACUACAUAAUACCCAACAACGUUCUAUUAGGUCCUUUGAUCAAGGUUCAUUUAGUUAGAGACGAUAUACCGAAAGCUAUGCAAGCUUUCGAAAAAAUCUGUGACGAGUACAAAGCGACGCCAUGGAAAAAUGAACUAGCUCGCCGCCUGAUACAAACAGAAGAUGCUACUAAUUUACAAAAACUCACUGAUCUAAGCACUAACAUACAUGGGGAAAUCAAUAGUUUAUACGAUUUGGUCUUUUCGUUUGUGGAGUGCGGACGAAUCAGGCAGGCGAGGAAAAUUUUGGAGACACCUGGAUUACGAGUACGACCUCAUCGCAUUGACACUGCUUGCGAACGCUAUAAAAAUGAAGGCAUGGUCGAAUCAUUAGAGGGCCUGGUAGAAGCUACUAAAGAUCUUAACCACAUCGACCGCGACAAAAUUUACUACACUCUGCUUUUAAGCUAUUGCAAAAUAGACGACGUGAACAAAGCUUUGGGCUUAUGGACUAAAAUGCAAGAGGAAGAUGUUACACCUAGCGACGCAUUCCUUUUAAAAUUAGCCAAAUUGUUAGAGUCGAAAAACAUGAAAAUACCAUUUUCAGUACCAACAGUUAAGGAAGAGCAAAACGUAGGAAUUAAAUCGAAAGUGAAAGCUGAAGAAGAAUUACGUAAAAAAUCGCAAAAUGUGCGUUCCGCCAAUGUUUCAAAACAUUCAAUGUUUCGAAAAGCGUUGAAUGGAGACGACGUAGAAGCAAUGAUCGCGGCAAAAUAUCAAUUAAAUUCUUCUGAACCAUUGUCAAUCUCCGAUCUGUCGCGUUUUAUUGAACAGCUAGUAAAAGCCAAUCGUCUCACUGAAGCAACAAAAUGUGUUAAUGAAAUGCUGGAUAAUAAAUGCCUUCCUCUUCCCCGCGUUUUUAAGUUUUACUUAAAUCGGCUUGCAAGCAAUGGAGACUUAGAAACCAUGAAGAAGUUAGGCAAUCAAUUAAGCGAAGAUCAGAAACGCAAAAUAUCUUUCGAUAAUCGUUACUGUAACGCCAACACAGCAGCCGGAAAGGCAGAGGAGUAUUUAAAAAUACUUUCCGAUCAAUUGGCGAACGCUAAAACCCCUGAAGAAAUAGCUAAAUCCGCCGAGAAAUUUCCACGCGGAGGAAUGCUGGGAAUGCUGGAAAAACAUCCGGAGCUAUUACCUCAAUUCGAAAAGUUGGCCGAAAGCUAUGCUGCACAUAAACACUUGGGGCCCGUUAACAUGCUUUGGAUACAUUUUCUGUCGAAGGGCGAUAUAGAUCGUGCAAAAAAUAUUUGGUCAACAUAUCUAUCUAAUGCGCCACGCUUAAUGUUUCAACGAGUCUUGCAAACGGCACGCGAACAAAAUGAUGAAAAGUUAGCUCAAACGGUCGUUGAUCAAUUGCGUGGCUCAAAAAUAUCGGAAGGAGCUAUCGGCAAUGCCUAUUCAUGUCUGAUCGAUAUACAAUGUAGCAAAGGUUGCAACGACAAGGCAUUGGAAAUCGUUAAAACUGCAAUCAAGGAUAUUUGCUUGGAGAAUAUUAAUCGUACUGCUCUGCAAAAUCUGAAGGUGGCUUUAGAAGCGGAAGGUAAAAAAUUCCCUUACACAAUACCAGAGAAGAAAAGCAAAGCCAUGUCAUCUAGCUCGAGUCAUAGUAGCGAUGACGAUGUCAGCCCCACACGACCUGAAACACGACCCUCAAAACCACAAAAUGAGAAGAGCAAAGAUUCAUAAGCUAGUUCAGCAAUAUAAACAUGAUUUCGUUAUUAAUUUAUUUAUAUUUUUAUGCCAUCAUUUCUUUUAUUAUCGAUAAUGUGA
Glossina fuscipes is the source of this 4405-nucleotide messenger RNA. RefSeq names its product leucine-rich PPR motif-containing protein, mitochondrial (gene bsf). Gene Ontology annotation, molecular function: protein binding. Bases 68 to 4321 code for a protein of 1417 amino acids. The record is from RefSeq and is a predicted model, not a curated record. Lineage: Eukaryota; Metazoa; Arthropoda; Insecta; Diptera; Glossinidae. The transcript has 8 exons.